Drosophila obscura is the source of this 2573-nucleotide messenger RNA. RefSeq names its product microprocessor complex subunit DGCR8 (gene pasha). Lineage: Eukaryota; Metazoa; Arthropoda; Insecta; Diptera; Drosophilidae. The record is from RefSeq and is a predicted model, not a curated record. Gene Ontology annotation, biological process: primary miRNA processing. Gene Ontology annotation, molecular function: primary miRNA binding; heme binding; double-stranded RNA binding. Gene Ontology annotation, cellular component: microprocessor complex.
AAAAAAACUCUAAUUUCGUGUGUGUGGUGUCCUUAUUUUAUGCCAUAAAAACAAUAAUAAUUACCCUAAUUUAAGUAGUUUCAUAAACAUUUUGGAGGCACGUGCGGAUAGUUUUGCUUUGGUGGUUUGUGGUGAUCUGUGGUGCAACAGAAUCCAUCGCAUCGCAAAAGCCGCUUCCCACGGGCGCCCCGAACAACCAACAAACUCCACAAAAACAGAAAAAUAGAAAACCCACAAGAACUUGUGGUGGGAAAGGGGAGACAGAUUUGAUUUAUCCGGUUUUUUGCAUGCUCCAAUAAACGUGAAAAAAAGUGUACAUACAAGUUGGGGGUCUCUGGCUUAACCAAUGUGGCACUUCCAAUGAAAAAUCAAUUACAAGUCGUUGGACGUUCUCAGUAUUGGUUAUUGGCAAGACCAGCCCACAGGCAGCUAUAAGAGUUACGUUACAAUUGCAUAGAUAGAUUAGCGCUUAAGCAUGUCCCAGGAUGCAGUUGCCGUGGCGCAGGAGUUGCAGGCUCCUGCUGGCAGGAAGCGCGCCCGACUGGAGGACGAAGAGCAGGCGCUAAAGGUUGCCGGCUUCUCGCUGAGCGCCAUCACAGAGAUGCGACAGACGCGCGACGCCGAACUGCAGAGCGAGUCCAUGGACCAGCAGCUGCGCCAGUUCCAGGUGCUCGACGAGAUCGGCACCGCCAGCGAUGAGGAUGAGUCAGACGACAAUAGCGAAAAGCUAGCGGGCGAAAACGGUGGCGAUGACGAAGAUGCUGGUGAGGGAGAGGGAGAUGAAUAUGAUUCCUCGGACUUUGAUGACGACGAAAUAGAGAAUCUCCUGGAUGAGAAGCUUCCUGACGAACUACGCGAGUCCAAGCGACCCAAAUACGAGCAGCGCUUCAAAACCGUAAUGGAAGAGAAGCGUCACAAUCACUUCGAGGUACUGCCCGAGGGUUGGGUACAGGUGACGCACAACAGCGGAAUUCCGCUCUUCCUGCACCGCAAGACGCGCGUCUGUUGCGCCUCUCGGCCGUAUUUCCUGGGCACUGGCAGUGCCCGCAAGCAUGCCGUGCCAUUGGGCGCUAUACCCUGCCUGAACUAUCGUCGGGCCUUGGACGAGGAGGCGGAGGCUGAGGUAACGCAGCAGAGCAAAGAGACGACCCCGCCGGCAGUCGUUUGUCCCAUGGCUGCUGUUGGCACGGCCGCUGCAGAGGAACCCAUGGCUGUGGAGGGUGAGGAGAAAACCGCAGAAGCUGCGACCUCGACCCAACCGGACCCAGUAAAGGCCGAGGCACAGCCCGAGACGCUGCCGGCUCUGAUGCCAGCAGCGAAAAUCGUCACCGUCAAGGAGAACACACAGACGGAGUCGGUGACGCCCGACCAACUAAAUGCCUACUGCCAGAAGCUGUUCAAGUUCAAGGUGAUCCGUGUUCUGCGCUUCCGCAGCUGGAAUGCGCGCCGCAGGUUCACCAAGAAUCGGAAGCACAUCAAGAAUAUCCAGAGACCCACCCUGCCCGAUGGCACAAAGCUCAUCAAGUUCCCCAUUCUGGCGGCUAGCGGCGAGGGCAACACCAAUCCGCGUGCCCGCAAGGAGUGGAUCAUGAACCCGAACGGCAAGAGCUUUGUCUGCAUCCUGCACGAGUAUGUGCAGCAUGCCCUGAAGACGCAGCCCACCUACGAGUUCAAGGAGCUGCAGAAUGCGGCGACGCCCUAUUCUGCGAUCGUUUCGGUGAACAAUCUGAAGUAUGGCACGGGCUAUGGCACCAGCAAGAAGCAGGCCAAGUCAGAGGCGGCGCGAGAGACCCUCGAGAUUCUCAUACCCGAUGUCAAGGACAAGAUAACAGGCAACAAGGACACAAAGGGCGCCACGGCCAAAAAGGGCCAAAGCGAUCUAUCAGUAUUUGAUGACAUUCGGAUUGAGGAUCCCCGAGUCACCGAAUUCUGCAACAAGACGACAGAGCCGUCGCCCAAUGCCAUUCUGCUGACAUGCCUGCAGCGGAACUAUGGCAGCGAUGUGCAGAUCAGCCAGGAGAUAAACCGAACGGCCAACAAUAAGAAUGAGUUUACCAUGACCGUUGGCAAGCACACCGCCAAGGUGGUGUGCAAGAACAAGCGCGAGGGCAAGCAGCUGGCCUCGCAGGCCAUCCUACAGAUACUGCACCCGCACAUCCAAACGUGGGGCUCGCUGUUGCGUUUGUAUGGCAACAAUUCGAUCAAGACGUUCAAGGAGAAGAAGCUGGAGGAGCAGGAGAUCACCGUGCUGCAGAGCAAGGCGGCCGUGAAUCAGCCAAACUAUGCCAUUCUCGAGAAGCUCAAAAUGGAGAUGCUCAAGCUGUCCGCCAAGCAGGAGAGCGUCCUCACCAUGGGCACCUUUGUGCCACCCAACGAUGUCGAUCUGCCCACGUCCUCUGGCUCCAAUCUGAACAAUGUAGAAUUAUAGCAUACGCCCUCAUACUCUCUAAAGAAAUCCGGUCUCUCACUCUCAUGACAAGAGCUCACAUCUACCAUUCUGCCAGAUCUAUGAUUCUGAAUAUAUAAGAUUAGCGACAAUCGCGACAUCCAUUCUCUAGAGGCCCAUGAAUCAA